Lactuca saligna is the source of this 336-nucleotide messenger RNA. Lineage: Eukaryota; Viridiplantae; Streptophyta; Magnoliopsida; Asterales; Asteraceae. The record is from the annotation of a GenBank genome assembly.
AUGGCUGGACUCAUAUUUGAUAUAGAAAUCCGUUUAGUAAAUGAAGCUCAUCCUAGCGGAACAACCACCGGGGGAUCUACCCCUUGGACCCUGCUAGGGGCACUUCCCCUAGAUCCCGCCAUGGGGGAAACCCCUUGCAACCCUACACCCAGGGGCGCUACCCCGGGCCCCCGUAUUCUUGAGUUCACAUUUUAUUACUACGAGUGUGCACCUCACACCUCUUAUCUUGAAUCUCACACUCAUCUUUGCUAUCAGAAGAGUUCCUUUGUUCUUCGUUUUCCAGUCUCCAUUUCCCCUCACGAUUUCAUAAACUGUGAAAAUUUUCAAUUCUAUUAA